This is a messenger RNA of Aricia agestis (brown argus), 3132 nucleotides long. RefSeq names its product estradiol 17-beta-dehydrogenase 2. The transcript has 6 exons. The record is from RefSeq and is a predicted model, not a curated record. Lineage: Eukaryota; Metazoa; Arthropoda; Insecta; Lepidoptera; Lycaenidae. The coding region runs from base 98 to 1108 and encodes 336 amino acids.
GCUAAGCGAGCAAUCGGACGUGCAGUGUUCAGUGUUGUUUGACAGUUCUCUUUGGAUUUUUCGGAUUUCUAUUUUGAUUGAUACAUAAAAUGGUAUAAUGGACCCUCUAACGUGGCUGUCCCUGGGACUGCAGUUGGCAGCACUAUGCUGCAUUGUGGGCGCGCUGCUGCUAUACCUGCUGCGGAAGGUGCGCGUGGCCGAGCUGGUGCCGGCGGACAGCGCCAAGACCCUCCUCGUCACCUCCGUCGACACGGCGCUGGGCCUGCAGAUAGCAACCUACCUCUGCGGUAAGGGUUGGCGGGUGAUCGCCGGGUGCCGCGCGGGCGGGCUAGGCGCGCGCCUCGCGGACUCCUGGCUGCAGGCGCGCCUGGCGGCUACACCGGAGGAUCAGCCUCCUCCACGCCUGGUAACCUUGGAGCUGGACGUGACCAGAGAGGACCUGCUCGAGCAGGCGGCUAGAGCGACUGCCCAGCAUCUACCGGCGGGAGAGCAUGGUGUGUGGGCGGUGAUCAACACGGCGGGCAGUAGCGGCUUGGGCGGAUCUUCGUGCUGGGAGGCGGCGCUCAAGACGAACGUGCUGGGCGCGCUGCGCGUCGCUCGCACCUUCGCGCCGCUGCUAGCUGCAGCCGCCGCCGACCAUCCGUAUGCCGGCCGCCUGUUCUACAUCGGUCUAACGUCCGACACGGCGUGCGAGCACCUGUCACAAGCGGAAGCGGGCGCGGAGGCGGGCGCGGCGGCGGCUCGCUGGGGCGCGUGGGGCGCGGCCAUGGCUCUCCGCUCGUCGCUGCGCGCGCGCCGCCUGCGCGUGGUGUUGCUACACGCGCCGGAUAUAUCCGCCACUGAAAUAUACUCGCCGCCCGCGCAGCUCACGCCCGUGAGCUUACCCGCGAGUCGUCCAGAAACUCCCAACUCCGAGGUGAGCGGUUCCACAACAUGUGCAGUAACCAUGCCGGGUGAGACCGCCGAGUAUAGCGCUAAGGUCCUCCCCACCGCGGCCCUUAAGGUGCUAGAAGACGCCCUUAUAUCACCCUCACCGAGGGACUCGUACUAUUUGAAGAUGAAGCAUGAUUCAUGGUUCACUAGGAUGCCGUCCCUGAGAGUCCAUUAAAGUGGUCCAGAGCCAGAAGUAAUAGCAACAAAAUGGUUUUUUGUUCGCUGAUGGUUCCUGGGAUUGUCGUAUCGAAGAAGUAAAUGGCACAUACAUAAUCAUAUACAGACCCUUUAGCCAAUAACUUUUAGAACGCUUCACUUCCAUACAUUUUGAUCGGCGAUUUUAUAAAGAAGCGAUAAAGAAAACUUCUUGGCUUAAGGGUCUGUUUCGUAUGAAAAAUGAUUUCGACAGAAUGUGCUCUGAUUGGCCGAUACUUUUAAACUUUGAGACAAAUACUUAAUAUGGUUUCGACUUGAGGAUAUUUGCUUGAUGAUUUGAUGACAAAAUAUUAUAUUAUAACGCAUUGGCGAUCAUUUUGUUGCUAUUGUUUCUGGGACUUUUAGGUAUAUAGAUUUUGGACCAUAACGUAGCGCAUGGGGAGUAGAGAUAAGGAUUAAUUAUGCCUUUUAGAGUGCAUAAAAACAUGUCCCCUUAUUAAUAAAGAUACCAACUAAACGCUUACUCAAAUCCGUGUUGUUGUCUUUAUUUGACGCAUUAGAAAAGCCAUUCGACCGACAAAGACAACAACUUGCAUAAGCGUAAACGUGUCGCAAAUAUUUUUAGUAAAAAGGCGGAUUGAUUAUAAAAUAAAGAUGGCGCCACCGUGGCAAAUUUUAUUUUUAUGGACGGUUAUGAAAGCUUUCAUUGCACACUUCAUAUUCAUACCUAGUAUCCUAAUUUCUAUUCUCCAUGUCCUCAUAAAAUGUAUCUUUUAUAUUCUUCUAUCUUUAGCACUUGAGACAAGUGGCCUGUAUUAUAAAUCUAUUUAUCGGAGACUUAAGUAGUAUUGUAUCAGCACGUUAGGUAAGAAUAGCAUAGUCCGUGUCUUGCAUUAGUAAGGCUUUAUGACAUAUGAAUUGUAGUUUAGGAGGCGACAACAAAUAUAAUCAGUUAAGUUGACUAUCAGUUAAAAGUUUUUUUAGUUCUUACAAUCCGCCUCUUAACUAAGCUACCCUUGAUAUUCUUAUAGUCACGUUAAGCUGAUACACAAUGUGCCAAAUUAAAAAAAAAACGAAAAUUAAAAAAAAAUCGUAAAACAUAAAAUAUAUUCCAUCUCGAAACGAAUUUGACAGAACCAAUCCAAAGAGCCGUAUAAAGAGCACUUUUAUAGGUUAUUUCUUUUUGUUAUACUCAUUUACUUAAUAUUGUUUACUCGACCUACUAACCAUUUAACCUUGGGUAGUGGAUGAAGUGGGUACUUUUAAUUUCGUUUUAUUGUUGAUACAAUAAAAUUGUACUUAUUUCACUAUUACGCUGAAGAAACUAUAUUUUAUUCAUAUCAUUAUUCACUACAUUUAUGAAACCAUAGACCCAGUCUGGAUUAAAGCUAAUCCUUGGAUAUUGUGUGAUCCCUCUCGAUCUAAGCAUACCGAAAGAGAAAGCAUGAUGAUUAAGAGAAGAUAAACUAUAACCCAGAUUGGCACUAGUGGAUCUUAAAGAUAUUAUUCAUCGAUCAUAUAAACGCUUAUUCCAGGAGUCUUAAAUAUAUUUUAUAAGUAUUUUAGCUAUCUCUUUCAUACAGAGGAUAGACAAAAGAGAAUCGUAUACAAAAUCGAUACGAAUGAUUAUUAUUAUAAUUAAUUAUUGUUUAGUAAACUAAUUGCCGCUCUGAGAGACGAAUAUUAAUUACUUAACUGUAAUUAAAUGACGAUUUUGACAUAAGCUACAUUAUCUGUCAAACUCUUCAUCAAAUUGAAGUUCACUAAAUGUCUGUGUGUAAGUGUUCCACAUAACAUGUCAAAAUAGUUAGACGACUCCUGGCCUACGCCACUGCCGAAUUCACCGAACGGGGUAAAACCUAGUACCUAACGAUUUCACGAUUGUAUAAACGAUAUUUCAUAAUGCACUCGAUAUCGGUAAGCCGUUUGUUAAAUAAUAGGAAAUUGCGUCACAGCAAGUCCAGUGAAGCCAGUAUACGUUGAGUAAUACGGCGUUAUGAACAAAUGUAAAUAAUGUUUGUGUUAAAAUAAAUAUUCUUUUUU